GUCAGGAUUGCCAGUCCAGGAUGUCUACGAGCUUAAAACAAGCCUUGGCCGUGGCGGAGUUGGUCGCGUCGUCCAGGGCGUAUGUUUACGAAGUCAGCUUACACGGGCUGUCAAGAUCACCAGUCGCAAGUCCGACCCUUCAGGAUUUGAGCUUUCUCUAAUGAGCAAGCUGGACCAUCCGAACGUCGUGCGGCUUUUUGAGACAUUCAUUGAUGAAGCUAGAGAUGAAAUCCAUUUGGCCAUGGAGCUUUGUAGAGGUGGAGCCUUACCCAGUUAUGCCCGUGAGUUCUGGCCUCCACUCGAGGAGGCUGCAGCCGCUGUAAUCAUGUGGCAGCUGCUUGGGGCCGUGAGUUAUCUGCAUAAGCAGUCCCUGAGCCAUGGCGACAUCUGCCCUGCCAAUGUCCUCAUGCUACAUUUCGACCAGCCGCCAGAACAAAAUGUCACCAAGCUCAUUGACUUUGGGGCCCACGCGGGCCGUCGCACGCAUGACUUGCCUUCAACGGGCCUGGUGAUGCGAGCUUUGCUGGGCUGGUGUUGCGGCAUGAAAGGCAGCUCCCUUCGGGAAACUCCUGUGGCGAAGAAAGGGCAGACGACAGUAUACAGUGAGGGAGGUCUAGGGGUUCCCAUCAGCAAGCAAGCAGCAGAGCUGAUGAGCAGAUUUGCGAGUUCCGAGAGCGAUACCUCUUACACAACGGAGAAAGCUUUGUGCCACAAUUGGUUCAUCCGCGCCAGGCGUGGAGAAGUGCCUGUGCGGAAAGAAACGUCCAAAAGAGGCGCAAAGAAGUCCGAGGAUCCCAAAACACCGAGAAGCUCCCGCUCUGCCAAGGAGCGUGCCAAGAGCACAGACAAAGGCGGAAAAGACAAGGAGUCUGAUCCCAAGCAAGUGAAGAGUGCGAAAGCAAAGCUCGGUGAAGUUGAGGCUGCACCUGUGCCUGAAGCUGGAUGGUUUGGCUCACGAGCCCAGCUUCCACGAAAUUUUGUUGCGAAGCUGAGGGCGUUCUGUGCUGCAAACAGCGUGUCCAAAGCCAUACUCCUUGUGGGAGCCGACUUUCUUGGAGAGGAUGCCCUUGCUCCUGUACGUGCCGCGUUUCAACGCUUGGACGGCUGGUGUCCCGAUGGCCUCCUUACGGAAGAUGACCUCAGGCGCCGUCUGCCAAAGUUGGGAUGCAAAGAGGUUCCCAAAGACUUGGACCGUUUGCUCAUCGAGGCUGAUGUCGACGGGGUGGGCGUGCUGGACUACACAACCUUCCUCGGCGUUGCUGUGGGGGCGCAGGAGUUGUUGAGCAGCCAGCUUGGUCAGCGGGUUUUCAAUGUGCUCGAUCGGGAUCGAGAUGGUGUGGUCUCGGUAUCUGAUCUAUCGGCGUUUCUGGGCCGGGCCGACAAGGAGAUGAUCGAGACCGAGUUGUCAAACCUAGGGAUCAAAGCCCCGCUGACUUUCGAGA
Messenger RNA from Symbiodinium pilosum, 1442 nucleotides. The record is from the annotation of a GenBank genome assembly. NCBI's taxonomy places the organism in Eukaryota, Dinophyceae, Suessiales, Symbiodiniaceae.